UUGAACAUGAUGAGAUCUCCAAAGUUUGUUUUCUGUCUGAUAUGUUUGUUCGUGGGGAAAAUGGCUCAUAUGACAGAUCUGAAAGUCUCCUCAUUUAUUCAUCAAAAGACACGUUUUGUAUCAGCUGAUAUUGGAGAAAAUGUGACUCUGCAAUGUUUCUAUAAAGGUCUUAAUUCAGCAUGGCUUUACUGGUAUAAGCAAAAUCUGGGACAGAAACCAAGGCUCAUGUCUACCUUCUAUGUGUUUGAUACAAAAGCCACUUUUUAUCAUGAAUUCAACAAUCCACGCUUCACACUGGAUACUAAAAACAGUACAAAUCACUUGACAAUAUUUGAUUUGGACAUUUCAGACUCAGCUACUUACUACUGCGGAACUAGCUAUAAAUAUGUCUUGACUUUUGCAGAGGGCACUACUGUCAGUGUAAAGGGUUCAGGUUUGACCGUCCCAGUUUUGGUCAAUCAGUCAGCAUCUGAGCCCAUCCAGCCAGGAGGCUCUGUGACUCUGAACUGUACAGUACACACUGGGACCUGUGAUGGAGAACACAGUGUUUACUGGUUCAAAAACUCUGAAGAAUCUCAUCCAGGACUCAUUUACACCCAUGGAGGCAGGAACAAUCAGUGUGAGAGGAAUUCCAGCACACAAACACACACCUGUGUCUACAACUUGCCACUGGAGAGCCUGAAUCCUUCUCAUGCUGGGACCUACUACUGUGCUGUUGCCUCAUGUGGACACAUACUGUUUGGAAACGGGACCAAACUGGACUUUGAAGAUCAGGUGGAUUCUCUUGUCUUGGUGUAUUUCUUGAGUGGAGCUUUGACAUUCACUACCAUCCUGAUUGUUCUACUGGUUAUCUUAGUGUACAAGAUAAUUAAGAAAAACAACUGCCAAUGUACAGAGUCUCAAGCAAGAUUAUCAAGUCCUUCCGCAACAACUGCAGAGGGUUACCAAGAUGCAGACAGCCUCCAUUAUGCUGCUUUAAAUGUUAACCUGCCCAACAGAUCAAGAAGACAGAGGAACAACACCAACAGUGAAUGUGUGUACUCCAGUGUGAGGCAGAUGAACUGAACAUGUUACAUUUAUAUUUAACUAUAUUGGUUUCAAUAAAAAAGAUUUUGUGGUAUUUCAAGUGUAGACCUAAUGCAGAUUUAGAUGUUUAUUCUGAGAAAUAUUUGUGUAUCUGUGGUGUGCAACAAAAGGAUGAGGCCCAGUACUCCCAGGAAUAAUGUUUUUAUUGAAUGAUUUUGCUCCUUUGAUUUACUCCCAGUCCCAAAUUCAGUCCCAAUGCAAGAAGAAGAAGUGUGGCCUUUAUGUAGUGAGGCAGAAAGUACUGAGUACUGAGAGUGGGAGUAGGGGUGGUGCAUCAGACUUUUGUUAAAGUCAACGGGAAGUAUUUUGUUUGACCUUCAAUAAUUGAAUCCUACAGUGCAUAUGUUCAUUUUGAUGACAGACAGCUGAGUCAGUACCUAUGCUAAAAUGAGAGAAACAAACCAGACAUAAAGUCCAUUAUGCUACAGGGUUACAAUGAAUUCUGUGUAUCAUACCGAUGGUGGAUGGGUUUUACAGCUGCCUGAAGUUUUCUUAGUCAAGUCUGAUCUUUAUUGCAUUCAUUUAAGCCUUGGCAAUAGAACAGAAUCCUUCUUCCACUGCUUGCUUGAUUGUUUGCAUACACAGUGACAGUUGAUCAGAUUUUAGUGGAGUGUGCUUAGUGUAUUGAUCAUGUAGAAGAGCAAGGUGAAGGGAUCAGGCUUGGCUACCCCACCAUUACAACUGUGUUUCCUUCAAUAAUGUUAAAUGCUCAGGGUAUAUACAGUGAUACACUGAGAAACAUUAACAUAGAAAAGUCUCCUGGUGAGGACAAAUCUAACAUGCAGUACCUAGGCUUGACUCUCCUGUUUUCCUUGUGCAUAUUUUUGGUUCAACCUUUACCUCUGGUAAACUCCUGUAAUAUGGAAAACAGCUCAGUUACACAACAGUAGUGAUUCUUUUGACCUCAACAACUAUCGACCUACAUCCACACUCUUCUCUCUCUUAGCAGAAUCACUGGUUAGCUCACAAUACUUGCCCAUCCUGUCCUAAAUCCAAAGAGGUCAGGAUACCUGGUCAUAUUACAAUAACUGCUGUUGUGGAUGACAUUGUUAAAUUGCUUGAUAAAAGGCAAGAUUUUGCUGCAGUCAGUGUAGAUCAGAUAGAUUUAAUGUUGAUCAUAAUAUUUUAUCAAAUCUUCUUAACCUUUAUUUAACUAGGAAAGUCACAUUGAGGUUAAAACUUCUUUACAUUGGUGUUGAUGAUUCAGCUUACAGGUGGAAUCUUUCUGGUAAAGUUCAGACUGUUGUUGCAGAUUAUUUUCAAUCAUGUUUGAUAAAUGAUACUAAGUAAAUAAUUUCCAACUGAAAA
This is a messenger RNA of Micropterus salmoides (largemouth bass), 2394 nucleotides long. Its product is annotated as immunoglobulin kappa light chain-like. The record is from RefSeq and is a predicted model, not a curated record. Bases 7 to 1065 code for a protein of 352 amino acids. The transcript is spliced from 5 exons. Lineage: Eukaryota; Metazoa; Chordata; Actinopteri; Centrarchiformes; Centrarchidae. Gene Ontology annotation, biological process: response to bacterium.